CCCCCCCUCCUCCUCGCCUGCGUGAGAGGAGUCCAGCCCGGCUGGAAGAUUCUACCUGGCCUGCCUGCUGGGUGUUUUGCUUACGCGGUAUGCUGACCGGCUCCUGCCGGCCCCAGGGACCAGCGGGACGGGGUGCUGUGGCUCAGUGACCGGGGCGAAGGAGGAGGACAUCCCUGUCUUCAAGCGGAGACGGAGGUCCAGCUCCAUAGCAGCCUCGGAGAUGAUGGCUCACAGCCAGAGCAACAGCAAGUCCCACCGCAGGACUUCGCUGCCUUGCAUUCCGCGGGACCAGUCAUCGGGCACCAGCGUGGUGUUGGACAUCGCGGUGAUGGGGGAGGCCCACGGACUGAUAUCGGACUUGCUGGCCGACCCCUCGCUGCCCCCCAACACCUGCAGCUCCCUGAAGGCCGUCAGCAGCCUCCUCAGCACCCAGAUCAUCCUCCAGCCUCUCCACCGGCCCCACGCGCCGCCGGUCGCUCACGCUUGCUCCGACUCGGAGGACGGGACCGACAAAGUGGAAAGACUCGCCAUUCCGAAGCGUCUACGGCGGAGCCUUCCUCCAGGGUUGUUGCGGCGAAUCUCGUCAACGUGGACCACGACCACGUCGGCUACCGGGUUACCCGCCAUAGAACCCGGACCCGUCCGAAGAGACCGUUCAGCUAGCAUCAAAUACACCACGGAAAGUGAAACAUGGAGAAACUCAGUUAUGACGACCAUCUCAAAAAGCCGCUCCAUGUCUGCCUCCUGCGCCGCGUCCGUCACAUUAAACCACAUCUACAGCAAAUCGCUGGGGAGAGCAGGUUUCACCCAGUCCAACAUAUCGCCUCUGGGAUCUCCGUGUCCGUCACCUCCCGUUCAGGGUACUCCGGUCUCCAGCCCGACUAUCAAGACAUGUUCCGUUCAGCUUCCUGAAAUUGCCGGGCCCCUGACGGAGCAGACCCCUGGCUGUGUGGGAACCAAGAGUCACCACCGAGCCUUAACCCACAGCCAGAGCGCGCCGAGCUCCACCACCCCUCACUGGCGACCGCCGGCACUCUGUAGCAGCUGCGGCAGGCCGUUCAACAAUCGACUGAACCACGGGGUGGACUCUAUUGUCAAGGUAGACCGAAUACCCCGACCAGACGAGCGCGCGGUCGCCUCGUCGGACUACGACAGCACCUACGACAGCACUUACGAGACCAACCACAGUGACAGCAGCGACUUUGCACAGAACGAGGAAGAGGCUGAAGCGGGCAAGAAGCCGUCCGAGUCGAAAGGAGGCCGCCCGGAGUACCCGUCGGAGAACGUCGUUCUACACCCGCUCUUGCCAUCACCUGAGAACAAGCUAAUCCUGGCUCCGGAGCCUCUGGUGAUUCCGGAGUUGGAACCUCUCAUGAGUCAACUCGACAAAUGGAAUUUUCCGAUUUUCAGUCUUGUGGAGAGGACUCACGGGAAAACAGGUUGCAUUCUCAGCCAGGUGUCCUACAGGCUCUUCGAAGACGCAGGCCUGUUCGAGACCUUCAAGAUUCCUGUGACCGAGUUCAUGAACUACUUUCACGCUUUGGAGAACGGUUACAGAGACAUCCCGUAUCACAACAGGAUCCACGCCACUGACGUGCUGCACGCAGUCUGGUACCUCACCACUCAGCCGGUCCCCAGUCUGCCCAGGCUCCCGACCGAGAACGGCAUCCACAAAGGUGAGAAGCGUUGGCAUCUCCUCGCCAUCCGCUCUUCCUCACGCCGCCGUUUUAUUUUGGCCUCUCCGCCCGUAGACCCGGCAAAUGGCGUCACCCCCGGCGCGACGGCCUUUGUGUCCUCCAAGACGUGCUCUUUGCCGGAGGAAGGCUACGGCUCCUUGUCUGGCCUCAUUCCGGGCCUGGAGCUGAUGGCCUUGUAUGUAGCCGCCGCCAUGCACGAUUACGACCAUCCCGGGAGAACCAACGCCUUCCUCGUAGCAACCAGUGCGCCGCAGGCUCUCCUAUACAACGACCGCUCCGUCCUGGAAAACCACCACGCCGCUUCAGCGUGGAACCUCUUCAUGUCUCGUCCGGAGUACAACUUCCUGGUGAACCUCGAACACGUCGAGUUCAAACGCUUCCGAUUCCUCGUCAUCGAAGCCAUCUUGGCCACGGACCUGAAAAAGCACUUUGACUUCCUGGCAGAGUUUAACGCCAAGGUGGGCGACGACGGAGCGUCUGGCAUCGACUGGGCAAACGAGAAUGACCGCUUGCUGGUGUGCCAGAUGUGCAUCAAGCUCGCCGAUGUCAACGGACCGCUCAAGUGUAAGGAGCUGCACUUGCAGUGGACUGAGGGCAUCGUCAAUGAGUUCUACGAACAAGGGGAUGAGGAAGCAAGCCUGGGGCUUCCCAUCAGCCCAUUCAUGGACCGGUCAGCACCACAGCUCGCAAAACUACAGGAGUCGUUCAUCACUCAUAUCGUGGGACCCCUCUGCUCCUCGUACGAUUCGGCCGCUCUGAUGCCGGGUGACUGGGUCGACCUGCCGGAAGAAGAAGAGGGACAAAAUAUGGACGAGGAAGAGCAAGAUUUGGGGAAGGAAGCCGCAUCUCCUGGUUCUGACUAUUCCCAGAGGCAAAAGGCCAAGAAGGAAAGCAGGAGAAAAGUGUUCUGCCAAAUCACACAGCACCUUGUGGAGAACCACGAAAUGUGGAAGAGAGUCAUUUCCGCAGAGGCCCAGGAGGAUGCCCUGAAGGAGGAACCCAACUGUCUCAGCGCCUCAUCCGACCCAAUCACAGCCAUUCACGAGGAAGAGGAGGAGCAAGCAAGCAAAGAGGAGGAAGAUUUGUCGGAAUGCUUUGAUAAAAGUGACGAGGCGCCCGCUAUAGAAGAUGAGGACGGCCUCUCACAAUCAGAGACGUCGUGCGGGAAAGGGGAGCAGUCGGAGUGAUAGAAGGAACAAUGGCCUCCUUCCAAACCAGGAAUUUGUUUCACCGUUUGUUUGCUCUCCUAACUCUUGAUAUAGUAGCCAGCACAUCACUUUGACACAACACUGUAGAAGAUGUUUUGGAUAAUUUUGUGCCUAACAAAAACAGGGUUUAUGACAAGAGAUGGUGGCGGGAGCAAAAUGAAUUGACCUCAGUGGAAAAAAAGAAGAAAAUGCAUUUCUUUGAUGCCAUCUGUGAAUUCCAGUCCUUUUCGAGCCUGCCCUUUCUUCGGUUUAUGCACGGCAUAGUUUCACGAAAUUCCCCCAUCAGUGAAUAAGACGAGGUGUGUCAGAAAAGUCCCAGGACUGUGUUCGCGAACGUUAUACCGUAAUUCCCGGCCUACAGAACGCGAGCGCUGCGCUGACGUUAGCGCGACUCUUUCUGUGUACCGAGGCUUAUAACCAGGUGCGCUAACGCCAGCGCUGCACUAACCCCGCACUGUCGCUAGCGCCGCAUCACCGCAUAAACCGCAGCGUUGAAAGCGUGUGAAAAAAGUCGUGGUUUGUAGGCCGGAAAUUACGCUGCUUGAAAUCUAAACUGCAAAUUAAAAUUCCCAUUUCCCAUCUUUCUCCUCCUCGCUUCAAUACAGACGAAGCGAUGACCCAACAUGGCUACAAAGAGAUCCUGCAGCUUCGGCUUCAUUCAGUGCACAAGAUGAGGGGAGAGUUGGGGGCUGCUCAUGAUGUCCAGAGCAUCUGACAGUUCCUGCUCCCCCCCCCCCCCCCAAAAAAAAAAAAAAAAAAAUCAUCACGCUGGUGUACCUUCUGUACCGAUUUGACUCCAGGAGAAUUCUUAAAGGCCCAAACCUUGAAGUUUUAGUUAAUGACACUAAAGGUAGUCUUUGAACUUCUAUG
This is a messenger RNA of Syngnathoides biaculeatus (alligator pipefish), 3775 nucleotides long. It is a transcript of the gene pde3a, whose product is annotated as phosphodiesterase 3A, cGMP-inhibited. Gene Ontology annotation, biological process: positive regulation of oocyte development; oocyte maturation. Gene Ontology annotation, molecular function: 3',5'-cyclic-AMP phosphodiesterase activity. The transcript is spliced from 14 exons. Lineage: Eukaryota; Metazoa; Chordata; Actinopteri; Syngnathiformes; Syngnathidae. Gene Ontology annotation, cellular component: cytosol. Bases 221 to 2884 code for a protein of 887 amino acids. The record is from RefSeq and is a predicted model, not a curated record.